AUGUCCUCCAAUGUCGAUACAGCGCUGGAGACGGGGCUGAAGCCACGUGACAGUGACGACAGUGAAGAAGGGCAAGGGAAUGACAUGAGUCUUCAAGAUAGUGCUUUUAGUUUGGAUGAGGAGGAAAAGGUUGUCGAGGAAGAUGCUGACAGACUUGAUGAAAGCGAGAACGAACAUGACUUGGAAAAUAGUGAUGCUGGAGGUGAUACUGAUGAUACUGAUGAACAAGAAACCGAUGGAAUGGAGUCAGACAGUGAGAUAAAGUGUGGUUCAGAUGCUCCUCCAAGAAAGCGAUUGAAGAAGCAGAAACGCCGUUGGAAAAGAAUACGGAACCCCUUGGAAGAGUCAGACAGUGACGACAGUGAAGAAGAAGAGAAGAGGAAUGACACGAGUCUUCUAGACAUUGCUCUUAGUUGCGAUGAUGAGGAAAAGGGUAUCGAGGAAGAUGCUGACAAAGAUGACGAAAGCGAGAACGAACAUGACUGGGAAAAUAGUGAUGGAGAUGAUACUGAUGAACAAGAAACCGAUGCAAUGGAGUCAGACAGUGGGAUAAAGUGUGGUUCAGAUGCUCCUCCAAGGAAGCGAUUGAAGAAGCAAAAACGCCGUUGGAAAAGAAUACAGAACACCUUGGAAGAGUCAGGUAAAUUGAUUGAUUACAACAAAAAAAGCAGGCAACCAUUUCUUUCGAAAAAUGGCUGGCGAUGGCUUUGA
Molecule: messenger RNA, 711 nt
Organism: Patiria miniata (bat star)
Lineage: Eukaryota; Metazoa; Echinodermata; Asteroidea; Valvatida; Asterinidae
Product: pheromone-processing carboxypeptidase KEX1-like
Exons: 5
Coding region: 1-711 (236 amino acids)
Source: RefSeq, a predicted model, not a curated record